This is a messenger RNA of Hippocampus zosterae (dwarf seahorse), 2238 nucleotides long. RefSeq names its product hexosaminidase (glycosyl hydrolase family 20, catalytic domain) containing (gene hexd). NCBI's taxonomy places the organism in Eukaryota, Metazoa, Chordata, Actinopteri, Syngnathiformes, Syngnathidae. The transcript has 12 exons. Gene Ontology annotation, biological process: carbohydrate metabolic process. The coding region runs from base 208 to 1650 and encodes 480 amino acids. The record is from RefSeq and is a predicted model, not a curated record. Gene Ontology annotation, molecular function: hexosaminidase activity.
UGAAAUGCGCGUCACAGAUUCAUGCGGAUGUGUUGCAACUCAAUACAGUUUAUAGUUCUUUAUCAGAUAUGCUGUGUCUAACAGUAAAACUUGACAUACUUAUCCCUGCUUACGUGCGUACUACGGAGCUUAAGGUGAUUUGUCCAGACUAGCAUACUUUAGCAAUCGCUCUGAUACAGUAGUACCAACAUCGCUGCACGAAUCAGCAUGAAUAAUCCACCAUGGCUGAACGGGAAGAAAGUUAUUCACUUGGAUCUGAAAGGUGCCCCUCCGAAAGUGGAAUACAUUUACCAGUUGAUAGAAUGCUUCUCUCGGCUGGGUGCCGAUGGCCUGCUCGUGGAAUAUGAGGAUAUGUUUCCAUAUGAGGGAGAGCUGAAGCUACUGCAGGCCACAUCACAACCUGCAUACAGCCGUGAUCAGAUAUUAGCCAUACAGAAAGUUGCCAAAUCUAAGGACAUGGAGAUCAUACCACUUGUGCAGACCUUUGGCCAUUUGGAGUUUGUGUUGAAGCAUCGGCCCAUGUGGAGCCUGAGAGAAGUGUCAAACUGCGUGGGCACCCUCAAUCCCCAUAAGGAAGAAGGAUGUAAGCUUGUGAUGGAGAUGCUGAGGCAGGUGGUGGAGCUGCAUCCAGAUCUAAACACACUACAUAUCGGUGCGGACGAGGUGUACAUGUUGGGUGAGGGGGAGCUGUCAAAACUGUGGUUGGCUUCAUCUGGAUGCACCGUGGAACAACUUUUCUUAAAUCACGUUGCAUCCGUUGUAAAAUCCAUCAAGAAAGAAUGGCCUCAUAUGAGCAUCAUCAUGUGGGAUGAUAUGAUGAGGGGUAUGAGUAAGGACACGUUGAAAGCUAGUGGCAUUGUCGGACUAGUCCAACCAAUGCUGUGGGAUUACACCCCAAAUCUGGAUGUGGACAAAACGGUAUCGUUACUGGAGAAGUACUACAGUGCCGGUAUGCAAGACAUGUGGGCAGCCAGUUCCUUCAAAGGUUCCACCAGUGUUUACACCAACGUACCCAGCACACAGAGACAUGUCGAUAACCAUUUGCAAUGGUUAAAAGUGGUUGGAUCUGUGUCCCCCGGCUUAAACAUUAGGGGUAUUGCCAUCACAGGCUGGCAAAGGUAUGACCACUUCUCGGUGUUGUGUGAGCUCAUGCCUGUGGGUCUUCCGUCACUCGCGGCAUGUCUCCAAACACUCAUCCAUGGCCAGUUUAGUCCCGAGGCUAAAAACAAAGUGUCUGAAAUGUUGGGUGUCUCCUCCGUGGAGGUAGAGACCAUGGCAAGUGCAUUGGAUAAUGCCACCCUGUUCCCAGGAAGGAAACUAGCGGAGUCGAUUGUGGAACUGGAUUCGAUUUUAUGCAAUGAGGAUAUAAGGUCUUUCGAAAAUAACAUAUACGUACGCGGCUGGUUCAGUCCCUACCACAGAUCAAGAAGGAUGGCAAACCCUUUCAUCACCGGGCAGAUUCAGAGUCAAGCAUCCAUGUAUUUGGCUCUGUUGCAACAGAAGGCGGAUGUUGUAAGAGAGGAGAUGCGUCAUCUUUAUCCAGAUUCCACAGCUCAAGAAUGGAUAGAUGAACACGUCAGCCCAGUGACGGCUCCGCUUUGGAGGAUUUUAGAUGAAAUCGCCGCAUGCGCAACAGAGAUAGUUCCAUAAAAUUAUUUUCUGUCCGAUGGCUGGUUUUUUUUUUUGUACAUGAUGUACAUUUUAAUAACGACAAUAUACAAGCACAGUUGUUUUUUGUUGUUGUUUUUUUUAAAUACAAAACACAAGUCCACAAAGCGUAAAUAUAAAAAAUGUUAACACAAAUCUAAUCCAAUAGUAGAAAAAAAAAUAUAAAGAUUUUCAAGUGGCCGUAAGUAACUUGUUUGGAUUUCAAUCCCAUCCUGAUUCAGAAUAAACUGGUGGACAAAAAUACACAACAUCUUUGGUUCACUAAAGACCAGCCGCAGUCAGGCUAAAUUCAAAUUUCAAUUUACUUUUGGCGACUACUACUCGUAUAAGAAGUCAUCCUGAUUGACAGGUGUGUGUCUCUGUGUGCAAACAACCAAAAUGUGUGUGGUCCAAUAAACUGCAAAGAGCCCUUUCAGUUUCAUGAUGCAUACCAGUGUUCAGUAGGAAGGCACAGUAAAUCGGUAAUUUGGGGUACUUUCUUAUCGUAAUUGGAUCAUUACACCGUUUCUGAAUGAAAAGGUGAAAAAAGUCGGCAUAUUUCCAAACUACAAUACGGUAAAAUAUUUUUUU